ACAUCCGUUUUAGUUAAAAAUCUGUCAUUCCAAUUGCUUACAGUUGCGGUGGAAUUGAAUCCUUCAUAUUUAUUUUUCUCAAUAUUGACAAGUUGUUAUUUCCUCAUUUUCAUCAUUUAUAUAGUACAGUACUGAAUUCUCAUUAUUGUAACUAACCCCAAAUUUUUUAUUUUCGCCUUUAACCGCAUUGUGUCAAAUCCCGCCAUAACUUCCGCUUCGUUGUGAGUGAGUCACAUUGCGUCGCUCUAGUCAAAACAGUUACUCAUCAUUCUCUUGUGAAUUUAGUGAGAAACAAUUGAAUUUAUUGACAUAAUAUAAAUCAUUUGAUAGUCAAAAUAAGAAGAUAAUUCAAAAAAGAGGAGAGUAUUCAUAUUAAAAAGAUAGUUUGGAUAAUAUUUACCAAUAACGUAAGAUGAACGAUGCAUUCUUAAAGGUAUAUGCGUGGAUGAUUCCCGCGCAUUGCAUGUUGGUUGUAAAUAUCUAUGGUUCCUAGGCAGAGCCGCCAUGAUGGCUUUCAGGGAAGCACGCUCAACAAGGAAAGUUUCAAAGUUGUUUUUUAGUAUUUGUGACUGAGUGAGUGCAAACAAAAACAAUGGGAACAAACUAGGAAAGACAAGGAUUCGAUUUGUGCCCGUCUCGGACGGUCCGAGACUCCAAAAAUCCGUUUUAAGCAGUAUUUUAUGUUGGCCUUGUCGAGUAUUCUGUGCUGUCAACAAAUAUGUCGAAGCUCUCGUUUAGGGCGAGAGCCCUGGAUGCUAGCAAACCCAUGCCAAUUUACAUGGCUGAGGAACUCCCGGAUCUUCCUGAUUAUUCAGCAAUCAACCGGGCAGUUCCUCAAAUGCCAUCUGGAAUGGAAAAAGAGGAGGAAUGUGAGCAUCAUCUUCAAAGAGCCAUUUGUGCUGGUCUUAUCAUUCCUACCCCUGAAGUUGCAGACAUACCACAGAAUGAUUACUAUGACAAGGUGUACCCUGCUACGUACAAGCAGCCUCGACAACUUAUUUAUAUGCAACCAUUCACAAUGGAACAUGAUAUACCUGAUUAUGACAUGGACUCAGAUGAUGAAAGGUGGCUACAAUCACAAACCCAACGGCUAGAUCUAACUCCUUUGAAAUUUGAAGAAAUGAUGGACAGAUUAGAGAAGAGUAGUGGUCAAACUGUGGUCACUUUAAAUGAAGCUAAGGCACUAUUAAAGGAAGAUGAUGAUCUCAUAAUUGCAGUAUUCGACUACUGGUUAAAUAAACGGUUGAAAACACAACAUCCUCUCAUUCUAUCUGUUAAAACAGAACAACGAGCUGGUACAGCUGCCAACAAUCCAUAUUUGGCAUUCAGAAGAAGAACAGAAAAAAUGCAGACCAGAAAAAAUAGAAAAAAUGAUGAAGUUUCAUAUGAAAAAAUGCUCAAACUUAAGAGAGAUUUCUGUAGGGCUGUGACACUUCUAGAACUCAUUAAAAGAAGAGAAAAAAUGAAAAGAGAGCAUGUACAUCUUACAGUAGAGAUUUUUGAGAAACGGUAUCAUGCAAGGGACUUCAGUGGGACCGUUUUCAAUGAGAUCUCUUCUAUUAAAACCUCUACAAGGCCCGCUUUCACGCCCAUUUUCCAGAAUCAUUACACUAACCAGUCAUGGACCAGUAAACCUAUUUUGAAAGAUGAGGGAGUACCACGUAAGGAGAAGAGGCAAUAUAAGAAGCGUAAACAUAAAGCAAUCAGUCAUAACAGAACCAAUACUUUGGGUCAAGAUGUAGAAAUGGGUGCUAUUUCAUCCGAUGAAGAACUUGCUGUUCCAACUGCAUCUCCAGAUCCAGAGGAUACAGAAGAUGAAGGACAGUUCACAUUCAAAAGGAAUAAACUCUGCUCUUACCAUAAGCCUCUACCUCAGUUAGGAAAUUGGCCUUGGUGUUCUAAAGAAGAACGUGGCUCUGGAAUUGAGAAAUUCCGAUAUAAUCUUACCUCGAUAACUGACAAAUUGAAUAGACGAAGAUGUAUUGGAUUCGCAAGAAGAAGAGUUGGACGAGGAGGUCGAAUAAUCUUGGAUCGUGCUUCUACCACAACAGAUGAUGAGUUUUGGAGAACCCUUGAUUUUACGAUAUUGGAUAAUAAGCAAUCUUCUGUCUCGAGAACAACUGAUGAAUGUAAUGAAAAAGACACGAUUUCAAGGAGUGAAAGUAGUGAUAAAUCGGAUAACCAUCAUUUACCGACAACUAAUACGAAAUUCUUAGAAGUUGAGGUGAAGAAUGAAAGUGGUGAUAGUGUACGAACAAGUAGUGGUAUUAGUGAGAUAAGGACGGACGUGAAAGUUGAACUUAUGGAUUAUACUGAAAAUAAUGUACAGCAGUUUAAUACUCCAUUAACAACUGGACCUCCUGCUUAUACAAAAGAUGAAGAGCAACAAAUGCUGGAGUUCCUUCAAACUAUUAGGACAGAGUGGUUACACUUCCGGCCGAAAACACCUCCGCCCGAUCAAGAGCCUGUUUGUAACCUUCAACCGUUGGAAGAAUCCUACUGGAAAAUUGGUUCUACUUCACCUUUCUCUUUGGAGAUCCAAACGUUGGAUGCACCUAGCAGCCUACUGGACACUUCGGCUUUCGUUUCUGAUCAAUUUAAUUUUGAUAAUUUAGACUUAGAUAUUCCAAUUACCGAUACUCGGCAAUCAAGUGAUAAGAUUGUGCAAACAGGCAUUAACUUGAAUGUUAAUGUUGGUAUUAAUACGCUUACCCCUAGUGUAAAGAAUGAAAAUUCUUCGUCUAACGUCAACCAUGUUGAUAGUAAAAGUGAUGCAACGAACAUUGAUUUAGAUUGUAGCAGCAACAAUGAUAGGACUAUAGGUUGCUCUAAGUUUUAUGUGUCAGAUUUGAGCGCAAGUUGCUGUUUUCCUUCGUCCAGGUCAACAUUCAGUACGUGUACCUUUGCUAGUCCUAAGUUCAAUAGUAUUAACCAAGUAUCAGAUGGACCUUUGAGGCCAAAUGCAGACACUGCACCAAGUAGUACUAAUGGAAUUCUACCCCAGUAUGGUUAUGAUAAGUCCACUGGUAGGAUGAAAAAUAAUAAAUUGUCUUACGCUUAUACAAGCGGUAUGGAGUUUGCUAAUACUACCCCUGGUAUCAGUCUUCACACAUCCGCUCACACUGUUACGCUUAAUAGUCAUAGUGCCAACAUUCUCGAAAUUCCUGUAUCAAAUAACACAGAUUCCAUUUCAACUGAUUUAGUAAAUUCUCAAUGUACAGACACAAGUGGGACGACAUCAAAUAACAAAAAUAAAACCAUAGUAAGGAAGAAUAACUUGGCAAUGGAGGUGACGUGAUGGUCGUCAAUGGGCCUGUAAUUUUGUUCUAAAAUUGCAGGAUGGUUGUUUUGCAUGGGUUAACUGUAAUGUGCUUCAGGUUAUGUAUACCUGUCAAAUCGUUUUCAUAGGGAAGAGUUGGAUAAUAUUACCGAUGGUCAAGAAUAGAUGAUUCCAUUAGGUAACAUUACGAGAAUAUUUAUUUCUAUAUAUUGUGCUUCACCAAAUUGUAUUUAUAUGAUUUUAUAUUUAAUAUAUACAGUUCAUUAUAAGCUCCUGGUCACAAAAUUUUAUUUCUUGAUUUACAGGAUUCAUUCAAAGAAUUUUAUAAAUGUAUAGAUUCUGCUUAAUUACCCAUUUCAAUGGCAUCAGUGGACUAAUUUCUUGCAUGUCUCUUCAUCUGUUCAUAGAUUUACUUAAACCAUAUCUGUUUCAGUAUUUGAAGAGUAUAAAGUGUUUUCACUUUUACAUGAACUUGUAUACUCUUAGUACAUAUAAUUCUUUUUCAAUGUAAACAAAAUUUCGGUCUUAUUUUUUCUGUCCAGAGGAGUAUAAAAAAUUUGAAUGCAUUUUACAAUAAUUCAAAAUUUAUAUUCCAAAAAGUUUUCAGGAAAUGCAUUGUUUUGAAUCUGGAUAUCUAUGAAAACACUUGUAUGGUUUAAAGGAAAUAAACAGUAUUCUAACUUUAAUGGUCCUAGUUUUGAACCAGUGAAAUAUGUAAUGCCGUAAUUUGUUAUCAACUUAUUUUCAUUGCAGAGCAUGUAUAUAAUUUGGGGGAAAGCGUUAAGUCCUAGUUUUUGGUUGUUACAAUCAUAAUAAUUGUCUGAAUAUUUAUGUUGACGAGUUACAUUUCUGGGUCUUAUACAUGUAAAUUUGAACUAGUUCAUCAAAUUUCAAAAAACAAAAUUACAUAAGAUCAUUCAAGUGACUUCAAUUAAAUUCUACAUGAUUGAAAUAAUCCUAUGAUUUUAUGAUGAUUUCAAAAGCGAAAUUACACUCAUUUUGAAUAAAUAUUUUUUUGGAAAUAAGAUCUCCGUGAUGGAACUGCAUAUGUGAAUUGAUAAAAGAAGAAUAUUCUUUUUAUCCAAAAAAAUAAUGAAAAUUGCUUCCUUCUUCAAAAAAAUCAUUUAAUACAUUAUCGAGUAUCAGUUUCAGUUACUAAUAAUUAUUGAAGAACAAGUUGGUGCAAAUUAUGAAUCUAAACUAUGGAAAAGCAAAAUUAGAAAUUUGAACGAAUGAAGAAAGCUUGGUCAACCAAUAGUAACCACUUAUACACUCUCGUUGUGUUCAGUUACGUGAUUGUAAAAUAACUUGGCUUUCAGCUUUACAUAAUUAAUUGAUGUAAAGUGUUUGAAAUACCUGAUGCUAAAUAAACAUACUUCUAAUAUUAGGAGUUGUAAUUUAUUUUUUGUAUAUUCAACAUUAUAUAAUUAUAUUUAGGUUAUAAUUUAGUCUUAAGAAUUCAUGAGGCUGUUAAUAUAUUAUUAGUAACUUAUUUACAUUUUGUAAUUGAAACGUUUUGUGAAAUGUACUUACCUAAGAAAAAUGUGUAAAAAUCAAAUUUGUAUAUUGGAAAAUUUUACUUUUAAUCACGAAUAUUGUUAUUUUUGAAAAGUCAAAAAAAUAUUCUGAAAUAAAUCCUUUUUUAUUAUUAUUCCUAAAUUUUGUUUAUUUGGUCUCGUGAAAUUUCUUACUGUAUAAAAUUGUUGUUGGCACUUUGCAUCCAAUAUUGUUGAUAUUUUUUUUGUGUAUAUUUAUUUCUUGAUGAAAAUCUUUUACCACGUGUUGACAGAUCACCAGUAGACAAUUUCAUUUGGAAUUUUUCAAUCCGAUAUGAUAAUGUAUGUUUUAUAAACAUUAAAAAACAAGGCUGUUGAAAUAAAUAUUGGUAUAGUUA
Messenger RNA from Harmonia axyridis, 5174 nucleotides. It is a transcript of the gene E(Pc), whose product is annotated as enhancer of polycomb homolog 1. Lineage: Eukaryota; Metazoa; Arthropoda; Insecta; Coleoptera; Coccinellidae. Bases 719 to 3298 code for a protein of 859 amino acids. The record is from RefSeq and is a predicted model, not a curated record. The transcript is spliced from 9 exons. Gene Ontology annotation, biological process: regulation of transcription by RNA polymerase II. Gene Ontology annotation, cellular component: piccolo histone acetyltransferase complex.